AUGUCUAAGCAUAGAAGAGAUAAAAUUUCUUUGAAUUCCAUUGCUAUCAAGUCCGAUCGAAUAUUCAUCCACAGCGGAACUCUGUCAGUUUAUAAUUCGAAGCAAAUCGCCUUCAUUUUAGCCCACGAAUUGGCACAUAUUGUACUCUCUCAUCCGGUUGUUGCAGGACAUGAUGUACGUGAUGUAAGAGGGCUGUUUGAUUCGAUGGAGGAUCCCAUUCCUGAAUAUCUCUCUUCCCACCCGUCUUCCAUUACGAGAGGGGACAACAUUGAAAAAGCUAUUCCAAAGGUGUUUAAGAGUUUGUUUAUUUAG
Messenger RNA from Octopus sinensis (East Asian common octopus), 312 nucleotides. RefSeq lists its product as uncharacterized. The coding region runs from base 1 to 312 and encodes 103 amino acids. The transcript is spliced from 3 exons. Gene Ontology annotation, cellular component: membrane. The record is from RefSeq and is a predicted model, not a curated record. Lineage: Eukaryota; Metazoa; Mollusca; Cephalopoda; Octopoda; Octopodidae. Gene Ontology annotation, molecular function: metalloendopeptidase activity.